This is a messenger RNA of Caenorhabditis bovis, 354 nucleotides long. The record is from the annotation of a GenBank genome assembly. Lineage: Eukaryota; Metazoa; Nematoda; Chromadorea; Rhabditida; Rhabditidae.
AUGAGUACUCCAGAAGGCACAUCACCUACUCCGAUGAUUACCGAAGACGACGGAACUCCAACAAAAUCAAAAAUAACUUCAACACCCACUGAAUCAAAACCAUUCGUUUUGAAAAAAUGGAAUGCUCUCGCAAUUUGGGCAUGGGAUGUUGAAUGCGACACAUGUGCCAUAUGUAGAGUUCACCUAAUGGAAGAAUGCCUGCGCUGUCAAACAGAACCAAAUGCUGAAUGCAUUGUAGUCUGGGGGGAUUGCAAUCACUCAUUUCACCAUUGCUGCAUGAGUCAAUGGGUCAGACAAAAUAAUCGAUGUCCAUUGUGUCAGAAGGACUGGGUUGUUCUCCGCGCUGGCAAAUAA